Messenger RNA from Aspergillus alliaceus, 1433 nucleotides. RefSeq lists its product as uncharacterized. The transcript has 2 exons. The record is from RefSeq and is a predicted model, not a curated record. Gene Ontology annotation, molecular function: oxidoreductase activity. The coding region runs from base 639 to 983 and encodes 114 amino acids. Lineage: Eukaryota; Fungi; Ascomycota; Eurotiomycetes; Eurotiales; Aspergillaceae.
GCAGCUUGACACCAUCGGAAGUCUAUAAGUACCGAGAUUGUAUGAUACCCUUCACGUGGGGCAGUUGAACAGCAAAUGGCAGGAGCUCGGGUUGUUGCGUACGUCUUUACGGAAGAUCUUAUCAUCCUGAGAAAAGCUGACAUGAAUUGAAGAUGCGGAGUGGUGCCUCCAUUACCAAGUGGCCUUCGAUUUCUGGCACCGCGGCUAUCUCAAAUAUGUAGAGGAACUCAUACACUUUCUCGUACCCUAUUGGACCAGUUUCGCGGCUGAAUCGAGCGACCCGUCCUCCCCCUACGCCGGCAUCCCAUCCAUAUUCUUAGAUGAAACGUAUAUUCACUCCAGUGGGGAGACACGGAAGAAUCCGUUGAAAUAUGCACUCACCUUGAACGGGGAGAACAAGUCAGGUGCCUCUCAAUACGUAGAAGCGUUAUUCAGAGCUGGUGGGCGGCCGUAACAAUCCAGUGUGGGAGAAAAAGGUAUCCUUAUUUGCCCUAUUUCACCGACAAAUCGCCACAGCAUUCAGUCAAGAGGAGUUUUUCUCUUCGAGAAGGUCACGGUUAUCCACGGGGCAAUAUACCCGAAUUUUCAGAGAACUAGCCCGAUAGCCUGUAUCCCCAAGGCUGCCCAGCAAUAUAUUGAUGGUCUCUUUGAACAGGUCAAUGAUAACCAAAAACCCAGCUACGAUGCUGAACACUGACCAUUCACACCAGGCGGAUAUCUCCUAUACCGCCUUCGAUCCGAUCUUCCUCAGCUAUCAUGCGAAUAUGGACCGGAUUUCAGAAAUGUCCAUUCGGACAGGUCGUGCGCGCCAGUUCUCGUCGAACUUCCCCCUUCGUCAGUUCGUGGACAGCGCGGCGGCUGUUUUCUACGAUGACCCCCGCGAAUACCGGUAUACGACGUUGGGGGACAUGGCAAAGCCCAUUCAGGCCAUGCAAUACGUAUAUGCCCGGCAGCGCCCGACUUCUUGCCCAUCACUCAGAUAGAGAAGAAGAGCGCGGCUGUACCGUCCGGUGGAACCGCAGUGUUUGUGCCCUCCCCGGAUCAGAUAGCUCGGCUUAACUCUACGAUGACGCAAGAUGAUGUGGGAUCAGCAAGAGGAUACAACAUAUAUCAUUUUUUGGGGGGUAUCAUGCCUCCAGAAAACCCAUUAUAUCGACGUUUUCUUCCUCAGAGCCGCAUCGUUGGGCCCCGAUGUCGCGAGGAAUCCGGCUUACAUUGGAUGAGUUACGAGGCUCGGGAUGGGAAAGGGAAGAGGCAAGAAGACUGGAAUUUGUAAUCCUCAACAGUGCCAAAAGAAACCCGUCACGAGGAUCCUGGUCGCUACGCAUGCUGCGAAAAGGUUGCGAAGCGAAGGGAGGAUCCAACAGGUUGUUACGGAAGUCAGAACGGGGAAGCUUCCUGACGAAAGUCUGUGGAGUAAGAUACCUGGUUUC